UGAGCUCAAUAAUAAUAAUAAAUAAAUAAAUAAAUAAUCUUUUUUACCAAGAGAAAAGGAAAGUGGGAAGUUGGAAUCCAAUCCUCCCACUCGAGCUCAGCUGGUUAAACAAAUAAAAUUUCACUAAAAAAAAAAAAAUUUCAAAACGAUGACGUUGGCUUUCAAGAAGUACAGUUGCCAAUUAAGCCAAUUGAAAAUGCAUCAGCUAAGCAAGCAAAAAGCACAGCAAAAAUGCUGCUUCGAAACCGCCUAAUCACUCUCUUAUCGCCACCAUCACUUCCUUUGCCUUUCAAUAAAUCUCUCUCCUUUACUAUCGCUUUCCACUUCUCAGCUCAAAGCUCUCCGCACCCAAAAUUCUCCGCUUCAAAAACCGCCAAACCGUCAACCGCUGACUCCGCCCGGUUCGCCAGGACCGUGCUCUUUGUCCCUCCCGGAGUCGACCCAGAUGAGGUAACGGAGAAUAUGGUUUUACCUGGGUCGAACAUUGUUGUCGGACCCUACGCGGGUCAUUCACAGAUUAAAGAAGUGGAGUUUGUUAAGAGUAGUAGUCGGGCUAGAGAUUGCCCGAGAGAGGACCGACCGGAGUUUGCAAUUCUGGGUCGGUCUAAUGUUGGAAAGUCUUCACUUAUUAAUGCUCUUGUUAGAAAGAAAGAAGUUGCGCUUACUUCUAAAAAACCAGGGAAGACCCAGUUGAUUAAUCAUUUUUUGGUGAACAAAAGUUGGUAUAUUGUGGAUUUGCCUGGUUAUGGAUUUGCUAAAGCCCCAGCUUCUGCUCAAACGGAUUGGUCUUCAUUCACUAAAGGCUAUUUUUUGAACAGAGAAACUCUAGUUGCUGUUCUCCUUCUCAUUGAUGCAAGUGUUCCCCCUCAAAAGAUUGAUCUAGAUUGUGCUGAUUGGCUUGGACGCAAUAAUAUACCAUUGACUUUCGUUUUCACAAAGUGUGACAAAAUGAAAGGGGGCAAAAGUACAAGGCCUGAUGAGAACAUCAGGAAUUUCCAAGAGUUGAUCAGACAAAAUUACCAGGAACAUCCCCCAUGGAUCAUGACUAGUAGUGUCACUGGCUUGGGCAGGGAUGAGCUUCUCCUACAUAUGUCACAGCUAAGGAACUAUUGGGAUCAAUAAAAUGUGAGUCAAAACUACCGCUUAAUGAAGUUUAUCUGGAAAAAGGUAGCCUAAAUAGAUGUUUACAGUUUUUAAUUCCCAGCUCUUUCUUUUUUCUUGUUACAUGUUGAUUCUUCCAGAGAAAGUUAUAUUAAAAUAUAUCUAGAAUCAGCAACUUGUGUUUUGAUGUAACAUGAAUUGAUGUGUAUAUAGAUGAAUUACGUCUUACCCUUAUUCCAAA
Ricinus communis (castor bean) is the source of this 1342-nucleotide messenger RNA. Its product is annotated as GTP-binding protein At2g22870. The transcript has 4 exons. Gene Ontology annotation, molecular function: GTP binding. Bases 232 to 1122 code for a protein of 296 amino acids. The record is from RefSeq and is a predicted model, not a curated record. Lineage: Eukaryota; Viridiplantae; Streptophyta; Magnoliopsida; Malpighiales; Euphorbiaceae.